Messenger RNA from Gadus macrocephalus (Pacific cod), 2280 nucleotides. It is a transcript of the gene dnaaf1, whose product is annotated as dynein axonemal assembly factor 1. The record is from RefSeq and is a predicted model, not a curated record. The transcript is spliced from 2 exons. Lineage: Eukaryota; Metazoa; Chordata; Actinopteri; Gadiformes; Gadidae. The coding region runs from base 1 to 1929 and encodes 642 amino acids. Gene Ontology annotation, molecular function: protein binding.
AUGUAUCCAGCCGAGAUCCAUGAAAGGACGAUAAACGAUAUGAAUAUAAACGGGAUUGAAACGGGAGAUGCCAAUACAUUGGACUCCUCUAUUCAAAACAAACAUAACGAUGCAAAUGAUCAAACAACUUCAGCCUCAUCACAUCUGGACGAACAACAGAAAUAUACUGGACCAAGAAUGACCAAGAAGUUUUUAAGGGAUCACUGCAAGCAAAACAAGCUUUAUGUCACACCUUACCUGAAUGACACGUUGUACUUGCAUUUUAAAGGUUUUUCCACCAUAGAGAAUUUGGAAGAGUAUACAGGACUAAAGUGCCUCUGGCUGGAGAGCAAUGGACUGCGACAAAUUGCGAACCUUGAGGCACAGACUGAGCUCCGCAGCUUGUUCCUGCAUCAGAACCUUAUCUACAAGCUGGAAAACCUUGGAUCCCUUGAGAAACUCUGCACACUCAAUGUCUCCAACAACUACAUCCAGACUAUAGAGAAUAUCGCCUGUUUGCCAGAGCUGGGCUCACUUCAGAUAGCCCAUAAUAAGCUGGAAACGAUGGGGGACAUAGAGCACCUGAGAGGGUGUCUUUCAAUCAGCGUUCUGGACAUGUCCCACAACUUGCUAAGUGACCCAGAGAUCCUUGCUGUGCUUGAGAGCAUGCCACGAUUGCAUGUGUUAAACCUGAUGGGGAACAAUGUGGUGAAGAAAAUCGAAAAUUACAGAAGGACCCUGAUUGUGCGUCUCAGACUGCUCACUUACCUUGACGACCGGCCGGUGUUCCCCAAAGACAGGGCGUGUGCAGAGGCGUGGGCAGUCGGGGGGCUCGACGCCGAGCGCAAAGAAAGGGAGAUGUGGGAAACACGAGAGAGAAGGAAGAUACAGGAUAGCUUGGAUGCCAUCGCAACCAUCCGGGACAAGGCCAUUGAGAGACGUCGCCUCAGAGAGAUGCAGGAGAAAGGUCAGGCUGAGGGUACCCCGAAGGUGGAAUCUCAGAGCACCUGUGAGGAGCAUGAGACAACAAUAGCUUGCUCCUCACACGGAGAGAAGAUUGAGGCCUUUGUGGAGGGCAGUCUGGAAGCCCACGAGGAAUUCCUACAGAGCCAGAGAGAACAAGUCGAGCUGGCGGAUGAUCAAAAGUUACGCAAAGAUCUUGAGGCUGAACAACCCGAAGAAGGUUUGAUGAUAGAAAAGCAAGAAGACGAUUACUACAGCCCAAAGGAGAUGCGGAACAAUAUCGAGGAGGAACUAGAGAGUGAGGAAAGCCCAGAGAGUUCAGAAAUGGACGAUGAAGAGAGAGUGAGUGAGUCAGAUGAAGAUGUAGAAGAUGAACCCGAUAUUGGGAUUGACGAGCCCCAGAGGACCCAAUUGGAAGGAAAGCCGACAGAGCCUGGCCAUGAAACGGAGGAACACCGGAGAGCGCACGGGCACUGGAAGCAGCCUGAUCCUCUGGCCCCGAUGGCUCCCUCUGAUCCAGGAGACACGGCACCGACGAUGACCCCCGGUGGUCCCGGGCCUCUGGUGACAGACCUGGAGGACGGGGAGCCUCUUGAGACCCUUCGCCUGCAGUCACACCGGGCGCUGUGCAUCGAUGACCUGCCUGAUCUGGAGGAUAUGGACACCGAAGACAAGGACAUCACAGGCUUCCUCGCCUUCCAGGAAGGAACCAGACCAAAAAUACAAAUUAUAUCAGGUGAUGAUGUUGAUGAUUUGACACAAUAUCAAUGUGAGGCGGAUGCGGCUUUUGAGGCAAUACCAAGCCCAGCCUUGUUGUUCAAAAAGAGUGAUCACAACACAUUGAUUGACUACAAGAAGGGUGUUGCCAUGGUGGGUCCAGGAGCUGGGGAUGAUUCUAUGCCAGUGAUAUUCAAAUCACUUGAAGGGUCCACUCCAAACCAAAAUUCCAACAGUCCACCCACCCGUUUGAUUGAGGAACUUGAUUGAGACUUUCAGAUCAAGUUUUAUUUUCAUUUACACAAUGUACAAUGUGUGGUUAGUGCCCAAUUGUUCUACACAGUAAAAAAACAACAUCUUAAUUUAUAGUAAUGAUUAGGCUCGCUAUAUUUAUACAUGACUGCAGAGCGUAUUGAAAUUACAUUUUUACCCAUAUUUUCAUAGCUUACCUUUAGUAUCUACCGAACUGACAUUGGAGAUUGCAAACGGAGUACUGUGUGCGAUUACAAACAUACAUUUCUGUUUUUGAAGGAUAUCUUUGGAAUAAAGACAGUUUACUGUUUUAUGUUACCAGCCUGUUCUUAUGAGUACCAGCCUUUUAUUUAAAUAAAUAUACAAUGA